Messenger RNA from Eubalaena glacialis (North Atlantic right whale), 2014 nucleotides. RefSeq names its product dynein axonemal assembly factor 8 (gene DNAAF8). The record is from RefSeq and is a predicted model, not a curated record. Gene Ontology annotation, molecular function: dynein complex binding. NCBI's taxonomy places the organism in Eukaryota, Metazoa, Chordata, Mammalia, Artiodactyla, Balaenidae. The transcript is spliced from 10 exons. Gene Ontology annotation, cellular component: dynein axonemal particle. Bases 373 to 1905 code for a protein of 510 amino acids.
CUCUGCUGAGAGGGGAUUCCGAAGGCGGCGAUAGCCUCAGUAAUUGCGCCGCGGCCCAAAGGGGAGAACACGACCGGAGGGACGCGCUGGAGCCUGUUUAUAUCCCUGUCGGGACCGCGCCAGGAGGGGAGGCUGAGGCCGAGAAUUUAAAAGCCUGACCCGGGAGGACUUUGGCGUCUAGUUGUCAUAACAACCGGCUGACCGGCGGCAGGAGGGUGUCGGGGUCGGAGGUUUGGGAGGAGCUAACGGGCUGCAGCCAAGAAACGGACGUGGAGCCAGUCAGGAUUCGGGGGGACCUGCUGUUUCGUGCAGCGUUUAGCGUAAACCUCGUCUGCUGGGUUCCUUGGAUGAUGGCACGCUGAGAAGCAUCCCAUGGCAUCCCAUGACAAAGAUGUGGGGCCCUUACUGCCCAAUCCCUGGGAUGCCAUCCUUGAGGCCGUCAAGGAGCAGCUCCCAUCUCUGGACUCAGAUUCCUCCUCGUCAAACUGUGAGGAAGAGGAGCUGAUCAUCUUCCAGCGAAAUCAAACCGCCCUGAUUCCAGACUUGUCAGAAGAACUGGCCGAAGACCCUGACGGGGCCUGGGUCACUUCCUCUGGGUCUCCUCCUGAGCCAGCUGUAGUGCCUGUGGAAUCUGCCGGGGAACCCUGGGGAGAGUGGAACGCUGGGCCCCAGCCCCAGAAGUCAGCCUCUCUGGAAGGAAGGGCCCCUGGCAGGCCUUUGCAGAGCUGUAAUGAGAGCAGCUCUCUUCUCAGGAUGCCUGCAGAGACCCCCACGUGGCAGGAUGACAAUGGGGGCACAGCCUUCAACACCAGUACAUCACAGAGUCCUUGCCAGGGGCCACAGGGAGAGGCCACUCUCUCCCCUCAGGAAGCAGGCCUGCAGACAGAGCCCCCAGGCGCUGCCUCAUGGGCCCAGGAAGGCUCAGACUCUGCAAACCGCAGAGCCCUCCAGAGGGAGAGAAGGAAGAUGAUCAAGAAAGACAUACUUCACAAAGUCACCUGGGAUGCCCAGGACCCAGCCUGCCAAGACCUGAGUGGAGUGAAGGAGAUGCCCUGUGAUGCUGCGGAAACGCUGCCGGAGGGGCCCCAGGGGGGACUGCCCUUGCUCUCCCUCCACCAACUUGAAGAGUGGGAUUUGGAUCAAGUCCUUCAGAGUCUGACAGGGCGAGAAGAGGACCCGGGAGAUGGCGCUUCUGGAGCCGCAUGGUGGGCAGCGGACCGCCUCCAGGGCCGAGACCAUGCCAAGCCGAGCACCCAGGACAGGCUCAUGGAACAACUCACCCUCCUGUGUGCCACGCAGUCCAGAGCCUUUUCCUCUGCCUGGAGGGUGCCUUCUGACACGCCCCAGGACAUCAAGCCGCAGGAGGCCGGAAGCAGAUGCGCUUCCAAGGAGCUGGGCUUCCAGGCGCUGGCCAUGGACACGAGGCUAAGGAGCCCAGCGGAGCCUCCCACCGUCUUCAUUGACCUGCGGCCGACAAAGCCAUCAGACCAGGGGCCCUCGGAAAGCUCCAGCUCCAGCUCCAGCUCCCACUCCAGCUGCAGCUCCAGCUCCUCUGACAGCGAGGAGGAGGGGGAAGAGGAGACAGCAGCUCAGCGAGACCAGCAGGGCCCAGCCAGGCUAUGGGACUGCACGGGGAAGAGUCAGCUCCUCCAACAGCUCCGGGCCUUUCGGAAGGCAUUGGCUCAGCCCAAGCUGCCAGCUGGCGAGGGUCCCGGAAGCCAGAAGGCUCAGGCCCCUGGAGAUACGGCUGGAUCCAGCUCCGGGGGGAAGCAACAUGUAACACUCUGGGCUGAGAGACAGAGUGCCCAGGCCAGACCCCCAGGAGGAAGUCCCAGGGCCCUGGGGGACUCUCUUGGGCCAGGGACAGCCAGGGAGGCCCUGGUGCCUCCUCCAGGCCAAUUGUAGAUGCCUCUGGUAACAGAUCUGAAAAGGUGAAUAAUCUGAGGUGAAUAAAUGGAUAAUCUGACUUUCCAUCGACACCCGAGGCCCUGGUGGUCCCCUCGCUCCCCCGUCU